Molecule: messenger RNA, 2175 nt
Organism: Syzygium oleosum
Lineage: Eukaryota; Viridiplantae; Streptophyta; Magnoliopsida; Myrtales; Myrtaceae
Product: cysteine-rich receptor-like protein kinase 1
Exons: 6
Coding region: 92-2104 (670 amino acids)
Biological process (GO): protein phosphorylation
Molecular function (GO): ATP binding; protein kinase activity
Source: RefSeq, a predicted model, not a curated record
UGUAGUGGUUGGAUCGUAGUUUCCCUUACGCUUUUGCUCAAAUCUUUCCCUUUUCUUCUUCUUCUUCUCCUCUCUUUCUCGAGCAGAGCCCAUGAACUCAAACGGAGCGAGCCCGCCAAUGCGUUCGCCGGUUGCGAUCUCCGCCUGCUUCGCUCUUCCUCUGCUCGCGCUCUCCUCGCUCUUCUUCUCCCCCGCCGUCUCCGACCCUCGAAUCGCCCAAGCGGGCCUCCUCUGCGGGAACUCCUCCGGGAUCUUCGCCGGGAACAUCGUCCCCAACUUCGGCGCCAUCAUGAGGGAGAUCUCCGUGAGCGUCACCGACCGGCGGUGGGGCAACUCCUCCCUCACGUCCCCGCCCCCGGCGGUGUACGGCCUCGCCCAGUGCCACGGCGACCUGGUCGAGACCGACUGCCUCCUCUGCUACGCCGAGAGCCGGACCCGGAUCCCCCGCUGCCUCCCCAGCUCCGGCCGGCUCUACCUCGACGGCUGCUUCCUCCGUUACGACGGCUACGACUUCUACAACGAGACCGUCGAUCCGACGCGCGACAUGCUCAAGUGCAGCUCCAAUUCGACGGUCCCCGCGGACCAGAAGGACAGGGUGGCCGAGUUCUCGGAUAGGGUGGACCGGGUGCUGAGGAAUGUCUCGGCGACCGCGGUGCAGAACAGGGGCUUCGCGGUGGCCGGGGAGGACGGAGUCGGAGAAGUCGCCGGGGUAUACGCUUUGGCACAGUGUUGGAGCACGCUCGACGCCGGCGGUUGCAGAGUCUGUCUGGAGAAUGCAACUUCCAUGGCGAGAAGCUGCGCACCCGGAGAAGAAGCGCGGGCCAUGAACGCCGGAUGCUUCCUCCGUUACUCGACGACGAAGUUCUACAGCGUCCCCGUCACCGGAGGGUCGUCCAGGAUCCACAUCACCAUAGCAAUAGCCUCAUCGGCCGCUGCGGCGACUUCGCUUGUUCUCAUCGGCGCAUACAUCGGAUACAAAAAGUACUCCAUGGACAAACAAGUGCAAAAUAGCCUCCUGAGAUUACCGGCGAGCAUGAGCAAGUCUAGCUUAUACUUCAAGUACGAGACGCUGGAGAAGGCCACCAACUUCUUCCACGACGAGAGGAAGCUGGGGCAAGGCGGGGCCGGCUCCGUGUACAAGGGGAUCCUGGCCGACGGGAAGGUCGUCGCGGUUAAGCGGCUGGUGUUCAACACGCGCCAGUGGGUGGACGACUUCUUCAACGAGGUGAACCUGAUCAACGGGAUCCAACACAAGAACCUCGUCAGGCUUUUGGGAUGCAGCAUCGAAGGCCCGGAGAGCCUCCUCGUCUACGAAUAUCUUCCUAACAGAAGUCUUGAUCAAGUUCUUUUCGUGAGCAACGCGACCUACAUCCUGACUUGGGAGGAGAGGCUGCACAUCAUCACAGGAACAGCCGAGGGCCUCGAGUAUCUUCACGGAGGCUGCGGAGUGAAAAUCAUCCACCGGGACAUAAAAACCAGUAACAUCCUCCUCGACGAGAAUCUCACCGCAAAAAUCGCGGAUUUCGGGCUUGCCCGAUGCCUUGCUCCGGAUAAGUCUCAUCUUAGCACGGGAAUCGCCGGCACACUCGGUUACAUGGCGCCUGAAUAUCUCGUGAGAGGACAGCUAACGGAGAAAGCCGAUGUUUAUGCUUUUGGGGUGCUGGUUCUUGAAAUCUUGAGCGGUAGGAAGAGUAGCGUGUUCGCGCAGGGGUCGGGCUCUGUAUUACCGUCGGUGUGGAAGCAUUACAGGUCGAACAAUCUAGCCGCGUGCGUCGAUCCCGCCCUACGAGGCAAAUUCCCCGUCCAGGAGGCCACGAACGUGCUCCAACUCAGCCUUCUGUGCACGCAAGCCUCCAUGGACCUGCGGCCCCCCAUGUCCGGGGUCGUCGAGAUGCUCCUCCACAACAGAGACCGCGAGGUCCCCCAGCCGAAGCAACCCCCGUUCCUCAACGCCAGCGUGCUGUCCGACGAAUCCAGCGGCAGGAGCUCCUACACGCACACGUGGCUGUCGAACCAGCUCACGGCGUCCGAGGUCUCUUCCAGCCUGACGGGGAGCCCGCGGACCAACAGCCGGCUCGCGAUGGAAGCAUCCGAGCCUAGGUAGGAAGCGGGACCCCAUUCUUUCUGUACAGGCAGAUGGUUAGACAUCAUUUCGCACGGACGGGACGAGUCAAA